AUGUCAAAAUUGAAACUACAUGCCCCUCCCGAGCCAUUCACCUUUCAGAUUUUUGAUACCAUCGAUGGAGACUUUUGUAAAGAAGACGUUUUAGUCCGUCUCAUCCAUUUUUGGGAAGCCCGAAAUUUCAAGAAAGGAAACAUGCUUAUGGGCGUAGAACUGCUUCUCAUAGAUUCCAUGUCUAAUGCAGUCCAAGGCUACAUACCAGCAAACCGUCUAUUUCGGUACCAAAGUCAUCUGAAAUCCAACUCUGUUUACACCCUCAACAAUUUCAUGAUCAUUCCCAGCAAAAAGGUGUACAAAGUCUCAGACCACAAAUACGGCAUCGUCUUUACUGAGAAGACAUCAAUGGUAUUGGAGCCUAUUGUAGACCAUCAGAUCACGGAACAAAAGUUUCGGUUCCGUAACUAUGAAGAUUUUGCUUCUAUUGUAGACACAAAUGCAGAUUUAUUUGAUGUCAUUGGCCAGCUACGCCUAAUUGUUGGCGACAAUAUCCACUCCCCUUCAACAAUGGAAACAGCUCCUCAAGUAGAAGGCAGCCGAUCAAGUGAUAGGGUGUUUUUACAUCUCCAACUUAAAGAGUUAGGUGAUAAUGGUCACAACACUCCAAAAAUUGCAAGCUCCUCCUCUGCAAUUACUAAGCUAGAGACAGUUACAAUCCAAGAAAUACUCCAGUUUCUACAAAAUGAGAAUCCCCAGGAAGCUAGCUUUUACUGUUUUGGUACAAUUCUUGAUAUACAACCACAGUACGGAUGGUACUACAUCUCAUGUAGCAAAUGCAACAACAAACUUGAGAAGGCUGAUUCAUCAAUGUAUUGCAAUAAUUGCCAGGAAUCCAACAACAUCGGCAUCAUCAGGUAUCGUUUUGAGAUAACAGUGUCUGACAAAAACAAAGAUGUAGCAACUUUUGUUGUUCUCGAUAGUGAGGCUACUAAAAUUGCUGGUCGUAGAGCUGCUGAUGUUUUAAAGGAAGAAAUGAAGGCUUCUACCCAAGCUUCCUAUACAGAUAUCAAUUUGCAGACCCCAGAAUGCCUUAAACAUAUUGUUGGUAAUACUUGCAAGUUUCAAAUCAAGCUCUCAGAAUACAACUUCAAAACUUCUCGCCAAACUAUCUCAAUCUCCCGCAUUUUGGAAACCACUACACACCUGUCAAUCCAACCAUUAGAAGGUAGUUCUGAGAAGUCGAUUUCUGAAACUCAGAGUACGACCACAACAACCAAAUCUCGAGAAAAGUCACAUGUUAAUGAUUCUACCGAGAAGAAUGGAUCAGCUGCCGAGAAACGUCCCCGCCUAGAAUAG
Camelina sativa (false flax) is the source of this 1299-nucleotide messenger RNA. The record is from RefSeq and is a predicted model, not a curated record. Lineage: Eukaryota; Viridiplantae; Streptophyta; Magnoliopsida; Brassicales; Brassicaceae.